AUGCACAAACUGUCCUCGGCAGUGUCGGGACAAGAUGCCUCUACGACGUCCUCGACGUCCUCAUUCCGUGGACCCACGUCCACCUUAGAUCGUCGGAAGCGCAAAAGAAGUCAUCCACAUCCAUAUCUGAGCGGUAACUUUGCUCCUGUGAAGAACGUUCAACCUCUGACACCAUGCCAUUACUCUGGCAGCAUACCGCAAGAGCUGGCAGGGGGGGAAUACGUUCGGAACGGGGGAAAUCCGGUGUCGAAUGAGGAUUUGGGUCGAGAUGCCCACUGGUUCGACGGUGACGGCAUGCUCAGUGGUGUUUCAUUUAUACAGACUGCCGAUGGAGUGCAGCCAGAGUUCGUCAAUCAGUACAUUUUGACUGACCUUUACCUCUUUACCCUCUCCUCGAAGCGCCUUCGAACUCCCAUCCUUCCCAGCAUAGCGACUUUAGUCAAUCCAAUGUCUUCGCUUUACCAUAUUAUCCUCCUCGUUUUCCGCACCAUAUGUCUCGUCAUCCUAUCGCGACUGCCAGGCUCAGUACAUGCCAUCAAGAAAAUCAGUGUGGCCAACACGGGCAUGUUAUAUCAUGAUGGGCGUGCUCUGGCGACCUGCGAGUCUGGGCCUCCGAUGCGGAUCGCUCUGCCCGGGUUAGAGACGGUUGGCUGGUACAACGGGAAGAAAGCUGAAGGCGAGAUGGGUGGUGAAGGAGGCCCGGGAUUCGGUGGGGAGGGCAUUUAUGGUUUCAUGAAGGAAUGGACAACCGCACACCCUCGGGUUGACCCCAAGACAGGAGAGUUGAUUCUCUUUCACUCGACCUUUGUGCCACCAUACGUUCAUUAUUCAAUCAUACCGGCUAAUCACCCUCCCGCCACCCCAUCGACGCCGCUUGAACGACCCACAAGGUUGCUGAACGCCCCUGUUCCGGGCGUUUCGUCUGCUAAGAUGAUGCACGAUUUUGGUGUUUCCUUCCACCACACAGUGAUUAUGGACCUGCCUUUGUCACUGGACCCCCUGAACCUGGCAAAGACUAAACCUGUGGUUAGCUACGACCCUACUACCCAGUCCCGCUUUGGUAUCUUCCCACGACAUUGGCCGCAGCAGGUUCGCUGGUUCAAGACGAAGGCGUGCUGUAUUUUUCAUACAGUCAAUACCUGGGAUGAUCAGGUGGUCAAUAAAGCUACGGGCGAAGUCGAGACGACUGCUGUCAACAUGCUUGCAUGCCGGCUGACGUCUGCGUCUUUGGUUUUCUCUGCCGGCGAUAUCGCUGCACCGCAGCCGACAUCCCUCGAGACAGGUGGUGAAGAGGAGCAAUGUCGCCUCUACUACUAUCAGUUUUCGUUGGCUGAGCCGCGACAGAACAACAUUGCUCACCAGUUUGCGCUUAGUGCUAUCCCAUUCGAAUUCCCAAGCAUUCGUGAGGAUAAAGGAAUGGAUGUGACGAAAUAUGUCUUUGGUUGCUCCACCUCUGAAGGAACCUUUGGUGCAGCACUUGGUCGUGCUGUCAAGAUCGACUGCUUGGUCAAGAUAGAUGCAGAGACCUUGAUUAAGCGAGGCCGAAAGAACACGGGCCUUGAGCCUAUUACUGGUUGUGUCGACACAAGAUCCGUCAGAGAAGUUCUCGACUCUACGAACUUGGGCGAUCCGAUCUCAAUCUUCCAAUUGCCACCGGGCUGGUAUGCUCAAGAGCCGCGAUUUGUACCUCGUAAGGAAGGCACCAGCGAGGAUGAUGGCUGGUUGUUGACCUACGUCUUUGACGAGUCUCAGCUGGACGCUUCAGGCGAAUGCCCGUUGGACGCAAAAAGCGAGCUUUGGAUCAUAGACGCCAAGGACAUGAAGACCAUAGUCGCCCGUGUUCACCUCACACAAAGGGUGCCUUAUGGUCUCCAUGGCAACUUCUUCAGCGAAAAGCAAGUCAAUUCUCAGCGACCGAUCGAGACGAUUCGCGGGAUCAAGCAAAGAGAUGAGGCCGACGGUCGAUCAAGCUGGUGGCUCGCUGUCCGAGACAGGAUUGAGAAAUUUAUAGGAUGA
Molecule: messenger RNA, 2016 nt
Organism: Cladophialophora carrionii CBS 160.54
Lineage: Eukaryota; Fungi; Ascomycota; Eurotiomycetes; Chaetothyriales; Herpotrichiellaceae
Exons: 1
Coding region: 1-2016 (671 amino acids)
Biological process (GO): carotene catabolic process
Molecular function (GO): carotenoid dioxygenase activity
Source: RefSeq, a predicted model, not a curated record